Lethenteron reissneri (Far Eastern brook lamprey) is the source of this 5205-nucleotide messenger RNA. RefSeq names its product zinc finger protein OZF-like. Gene Ontology annotation, molecular function: DNA-binding transcription factor activity, RNA polymerase II-specific; RNA polymerase II cis-regulatory region sequence-specific DNA binding. The record is from RefSeq and is a predicted model, not a curated record. Gene Ontology annotation, biological process: regulation of transcription by RNA polymerase II. Gene Ontology annotation, cellular component: transcription regulator complex; chromatin; PcG protein complex. NCBI's taxonomy places the organism in Eukaryota, Metazoa, Chordata, Hyperoartia, Petromyzontiformes, Petromyzontidae.
CUACGUUAGCUGCAUUUUGCUUUUAUAAAUAUUCCUUUUGUAGCCAGACAACCGAAAUUGUGUGCUUGGAGUUUUAGGUUAACAUUCAUUUUCAAGAUACUAGGGCUUCCAGGCUGACCAUUUGCCCUCUCAUUGUGUGCCCAUGUAAUGAAUUUGGGAAUCUUUUUCACUCUUAUCAUGAAUAUAUGAAUGAGUAUAGACGUGCAAGUCAUGUGUGACUGUGUAUAUAUGCAUUCUUUUGUGCCUCGAUAUUGACGUAGAUGGUCUGCAUAUAAUUUUUUUCUGUCUGCAGCUGACGGUUCCUCUGACACUUCCUCUGCAGAAUUGGUUUGAUGGAGCAAAGGCACUCAGCGCAACUCGGUACAAAAAGGCAACAAUGCAACCAGUGUGCAUACAGCACGGAUCAUGUUGGACAUCUGAUACAGCACCAGAGAACUCACACAGGAGAGAAACCCUUCAAGUGCAGUGUGUGUGGGAAGGCAUUUUCAAAUUCAUCUGCUCUUAAAACACACCGGAGAACACACACAGGAAAAAAACCCUUCAAGUGCAGUUUGUGCGCGAAGGUGUUUUCACGGUCAUCUUCUCUUGUAUUUCAUCAGAGAACACACACGGGAGAGAAACCCUUCAGUUGCACUCUGUGUGGGAAGGCGUUUGCAAAUUCACAACAUCUUAAAUUACACCAGAGAACACACACGGGAGAGAAACCCUUCAAGUGCACUGUGUGUGACAAGGAAUUUGCACGGUCCUCAUGUCUUCAUAGACACCAGAGAACACACACAAGAGAGAAACCCUUCAGUUGCCCUCUGUGUGUGAAGGCGUUUGCAAAUUCACAACAUCUUAAAUUACACCAGAGAACACACACGGGAGAUAAACCCUUCAAGUGCACUGUGUGUGACAUGGCAUUUGCACAAUCACCACAUCUUCAAUCACACCAGAGAACACACACGGGAGAGAAACCCUUCAGUUGCACUCUGUGUGGGAAGGCGUUUGCACAGUCAUCAAUUCUUAAACAGCACCAGAGAACUCACGCAGGAGAGAAACCCUUCAAGUGCAGUCUGUGCGGGAAGGCGUUUUCACAGUCAUCUGGUCUUGUAUCACACCAGAGAACACACACGGGAGAUAAACCCUUCAAGUGCAGUGUGUGUGGGAAGGCAUUUUCACAUAAAUCUACUCUUAAAAAACACUGGAUAAUACACACAGGAGAAAAACCCUUCAGUUGCACUCUGUGUGAGAAGGCGUUUGCACAUUCACAACAUCUUAAAAUACACCAGAGAACUCACACGGGAGAGAAACCCUUCAGUUGCACUUUGUGUGGGAGGGCGUUUGCACAAUCAUCACAUCUUCAAGCACACCAGAGAACACACACGGGAGAGAAACCCUUCAGUUGCACUCUGUGUGGGAAGGCGUUUGCACAAUCACCAUAUCUUAAAUUACACCAGAGAACACACACGGGAGAGAAACCCUUCAAGUGCACUGUGUGUGGUAAGGCGUUUGCACAUUCACAACAUCUUCAAUUACACCAGAGAACACACACGGGAGAGAAACCCUUCAGUUGCACUCUGUGUGGGAAGGCGAUUGCACAAUCAUCACAUCUUCAAGCACACCAGAGAACACACACGGGAGAGAAACCCUUCAGUUGCACUCUGUGUGGGAAGGCGUUUGCACAAUCACCAUAUCUUAAAUUACACCAGAGAACACCCACGGGAGAGAAACCCUUCAAGUGCACUGUGUGUGGGAAGGCGUUUGCACAUUCACAACAUCUUCAAUUACACCAGAGAACACACACGGGAGAGAAACCCUUCAAGUGCACUGUGUGUGACAAGGCAUUUUCAUAUCCAUCAGUUCUAAGGAACCACCAGAGAACACACACAGGAGAAAAACCCUUCAAGUGCAGUGUGUGUGGGAAGGCAUUUUCACAUUCAUCUGCUCUUAAAAAACACCGGAGAACACACACAGGAGAUAAACCCUUCAAGUGCAGUCUGUGCGGUGUUGCGUUUUCACAGUCAUCUGCUCUUGUAUCACACCACAGAACACACACAGGAGAAAAACCCUUCAGUUGCACUGUGUGUGGGAAGGCGUUUGCACAUUCACAACAUCUUAAAAUACACCAGAGAACUCACACGGGAGAGAAACCCUUCAAGUGCACUGUGUGUGACAAGGCAUUUUCACAUUCAUCAGAUCUUAGGAACCACCAGAGAACACACACUGGAGAUAAACCCUUCAAGUGCAGUGUGUGUGGGAAGGCAUUUUCAGAUUCAUCUACUCUUAAACAACACCGGAGAACACACACAGGAGAAAAACCCUUCAAGUGCAGUCUGUGCGGGAAGGCGUUUUUACAGUCAUCUGGUCUUGUAUCACACCAGAGAACACACACGGGAGAAAAACCCUUCAAGUGCACUGUGUGUGACAAGGCAUUUGCAUGGUCAUUAGGUCUUCAUAGACACCAGAGAACACACACAGGAGAGAAACUCUUCAGGUGCAGUCUGUGCGGGAAGGCGUUUUCACAGUCAUCUGGUCUUGUAUCACACCGGAGAACACACACGGGAGAGAAACCCUUCAGUUGCACUCUGUGUGGGAAGGCGUUUGCACAGUCAUCAAAUCUUAAACUACACCAGAGAACACACACGGGAGAGAAACCUUUCAAGUGCACUGUCUGUGAGAAGGCAUUUGCAUGGUUAUCAUGUCUUAAUUGCCACAAGAGAACACACACAGGAGAGAAACUCUUCAUGUGCACUCUGUGCGGGAAGGCGUUUUCUGAGUCAUCACAUCUUAAACUACACCAGAGAACACACACGGGAGAGAAACCCUUCAGGUGCACUGUGUGCGGGAAGGCGUUUGCAGGUUUAUCAAAUCUUAAAACACACCAGAGGAGUCACACAGGAGAGAAACCCUUCAAGUGCACUGUGUGUGACAAGGCAUUUUCAUAUCCAUCAGUUCUAAGGAACCACCAGAGAACACACACAGAAGAAAAACCCUUCAAGUGCAGUGUGUGUGGGAAGGCAUUUUCACAUUCAUCUGCUCUUAAAAAACACCGGAGAACACACACAGGAGAAAAACCCUUCAAGUGCAGUCUGUGCGCGAAGGCGUUUUCACAGUCAUCUGCUCUUGUAUUACAUCAGAGAACACACACGGGAGAGAAACCCUUCAGUUGCACUCUGUGUGGGAAGGCAUUUGCACGUUCACAACAUCUUAAAAUACACCAGAGAACACACACAGGAGAGAAACCCUUCAAGUGCACUGUGUGUGACAAGGCAUUUUCACAUUCAUCAGUUCUUAGGAACCACCAGAGAACACACACGGGAGAGAAACUCUUCAGGUGCAGUCUGUGCGGGAAGGCGUUUUCACAGUCAUCUGGUCUUGUAUCGCACCAGAGAACACACACGGGAGAUAAACCCUUCAAGUGCAGUGUGUGUGGGAAGGCAUUUUCAGAUAAAUCUCCUCUUAAAAAACACCGGAUAACACACACAGGAGAAAAACCCUUCAAGUGCAGUCUGUGCGGGAAGGCGUUUUCACAGUCAUCUGCUCUUGUAUUACAUCAGAGAACUCACACGAGAGAGAAACCCUUUAGUUGCACUUUGUGUGGGAAGGCGUUUGCACAUUCACAACAUCUUAAAAUACACCAGAGAACACACACGGGAGAGAAACCCUUCAGUUGCACUCUGUGUGGGAAGGCGUUUGCACAAUCACCAUAUCUUAAAUUACACCAGAGAACACACACUGGAGAGAAACCCUUCAAGUGCACUGUGUGUGGGAAGGCGUUUGCACAUUCACAACAUCUUCAAUUACACCAGAGAACACACACGGGAGAGAAACCCUUCAAGUGCACUGUGUGUGACAAGGCAUUUGCACAGUCAUCAGGUCUUCAUAGACACCAGAGAACACACACAGGAGAGAAACCCUUCAGUUGCACUCUGUGUGGGAAGGCGUUUGCACAGUCAUCAAUUCUUAAACGACACCAGAGGACACACACAGGAGAGAAACCCUUCAAGUGCAGUCUGUGCGGGAAGGCGUUUUCACAGUCAUCUGGUCUUGUAUCACACCAGAGAACACACACGGGAGAUAAACCCUUCAAGUGCAGUGUGUGUGGGAAUGCAUUUUCACGUAAAUCUACUCUUAAAAAACACUGGAUAAUACACACAGGAGAAAAACCCUUCAGUUGCACUCUGUGUGAGAAGGCGUUUGCACAUUCACAACAUCUUAAAAUACACCAGAGAACUCACACGGGAGAGAAACCCUUCAGUUGCACUUUGUGUGGGAAGGCGUUUGCACAAUCAUCACAUCUUCAAGCACACCGGAGAACACACACGGGAGAGAAACCCUUCAGUUGCACUCUGUGUGGGAAGGCGUUUGCACAAUCACCAUAUCUUAAAUUACACCAGAGAACACACACGGGAGAGAAACCCUUCAGGUGCACUGUGUGUGGGAAGGCGUUUGCAGGUUUAUCAAAUCUUAAAACACACCAGAGGACAUACAAUCAUCAGAACAUCCCCAAGGAGUGGAGUCUGAAAUCGGCUUGUGAAAGUCAAAGUGCUGCAGUGAGCCCAUCCCUCAUGAAACCAGAAGUGAAUCCCAGCUUGGACACUUUUAAAGGUAUCAAGGUGAAAUGUGAAGAGGCGAAGGUGAAAUGUGAAGAAAUGAUGAAGAGCGAAGAAGUAAAGGUGAAAAGCGAAAAAGUGACGGUAAACUGUGAAGAUGAAGAUUCAACUCCAAAAUCGUACCUUCACAUCGAUGGAGGCAACGUGAAGCAGGAGGAGAAUUCUGACUUCGAGGCAGAGCUAGGCAACUCCCAGCAGUUUGUGGAAGUGGAGGUGUGGGUGGACUUCUUAGACAAUACAAAGUCAAAUGGAGACCCGGUAGAUGGGUAGGCUUGAGACAAUGAAGCUCCAAUAGAUGCACCUUUGUCACAGGCCUUUAAUGAAAAGAACGUGAAUUUGAACACUGAAUUCCUGGGUUCAACCUGCAGAGUAAGAGCGGCGAGUAUUUGUUGACCUGUGGUUGGGUAGAUGAAUAAUCAGGAGCAAGACCCAAUAAGCUUCCAAGUAUUCCACUGUUAUAUUUAUAUUUGCAUUGAUAUGGUGUUUAAUUGCCUCAGCAACUCAGUUUCAUAUCUCAUCACAAACACUCGAAGAGCACCUUCAAGUGGCAGCUGCCUUUGUGUCAUAAGGUGACAGUGCUGUCAACUGCAUGUGGCCAUGAGUCUGUCAG